AUGGCCCACUUGGGGUUGGGUUCAAGAACCCACCUCUUUGGAUCACCAGCCAUCAUAGCUUAUACUCCAUCCAUCAAUAAAUUUAUUUUGCAAUCAGAGUCUAAUUUUAAACUCGAAUGGCCGUCGGUUCAAAUUGUAGGCACCAAUUCUCUGGUAGCAGUUGAAGGAGCAUCGCAUUCCAGGCUCAAAGGAUUUGUCUCAAGAGCCAUUAAUCAGCCUGAUGCUCUCCGUCGGGUGGCACUCAUGGUCCAACCUCGUGUCGCCGCGGCUUUCCAAUCGUGGUCUAGCAAGGGUAGAAUUAUAGCAUUCAAGGAAGCCAAGAAGGUAACAUUUGAAAACAUUGGCAAGUUUUUUGCCAGCUUUGAGCCUGGGCCUCUUCUGGAUAACCUUGAUGAUUUGUUUGAGGGGCUGCUGAAUGGGAUUAGAACUUAUCCUAUCAAUUUUCCUGAAUCUUCUUACCACUAUGCCGGCCAGUGUCGGAAGAAAGCUGUGGCCAUUUUUAGGGAGCAGAUGGAGAAGAAGAGAAAAAACAAACGGGAUGGUUCCGAGGCUACAAAUGACCUAAUGGAUGGGUUGAUGAACUUCAAGGAUGAUGAAGGGAAGAAUUUAAGUGAGAUUGAAGUGCUCGAUAACAUUGUUAGCCUUGUGGUCGCAGGCUAUAAAUCCGCCGCCCUUGGAAUAAUGUGGACUCUUCAUUAUCUUGCCAAGUACAACCAUGUUCUCCAAAAGCUUCGGGAAGAGAAUAUGCCCCUUAGGAAGACCAAGGAUGGGGAAUACAUAACAUAUAAAGACAUUUUAAAAUUGAAAUAUACAAUUAAGGUGGUGGAGGAAACGAUUAGGUUGGCUAGUGUUGCAGCAAUUGUUUUUCGCACAGCUAUCAAAGAUGUUGAGUACAAAGGAAGUGGCAAAGCCCGGAAAUACCAAGUUUUUGGAGGGGAAUCAAGAAUCUGUGCCAGAAACAUGCUUGCUCGAUUACAGCUUGCUAUCAUCUGGCUGUGGGAAACAAGUAAGAACCAUGUUAUUAGACAAUUUUCAAUGUUCGAAACUCUUGAGUAG
Molecule: messenger RNA, 1056 nt
Organism: Ilex paraguariensis (yerba mate)
Lineage: Eukaryota; Viridiplantae; Streptophyta; Magnoliopsida; Aquifoliales; Aquifoliaceae
Source: the annotation of a GenBank genome assembly